UGAAACACCGUAACGCAAAAGAAGGUGCUAGUAGUUAUGUUCGUGCAACUUUGAAACAGUUGUGGAGGGUACUAAUACUACUACUAUGACUAUCAUCAUUAUUACAGCUCAAAAAGUAUCCACCAAAAUCUACACCUCACUUUCUUAAUUCUAUCUUCUAAUACACAUUCACUAUUCAUCAAAACGAGGCUUCACUAUUUUCCUUAAAAGCUCAUUUUCCAAUCUCUCAUCAAGCUUUGUUGUUGAUCUCAAUGUUUGUUUGUGGCAUAGAAAAUGCUACAAGCUUGAUCAAAGGGUGACUCGUCCAGUCUACUUUACCCUAGGUGCGAUCUAUCGUAUCAGAUACAAGGACAAAGCCACUGGAAGAGUGAUCAGCAGAACAAACUUGAAGGCUAGAGCAAUUUUUCAUAAAAGAUAUUCCAUUCUGUCAGUUGAAAAUUGUUGAUAUAUAUUGUAUGUCAUUCACUGAGGAGGUGAAUCUUGAAGAGCCAGUGCAGUUAUUUCACUUCUACGCUUGUUUCUGAUAGCAUAUAUGGCGGUUCUUACGCGUGUAACUUCAAAACUUGGAGCAAAGUAUCGUACUCUAGCUCCUUUUAGAUUUCUAAGGGGUUUGGUGUGUCUACUGGUGCUGGUUUCAUCAGCAUUUGUAACAUUGGUGUUCUUUGGUUUUAUUAGUUCUGUUAUAAUGCGAUUUUUUAGCAUCAGUUACAGCAGGAAAACAACGUCCUUUUUCUUUGGUACUUGGCUAACUUUGUGGCCCUUUCUAUUUGAGAAAAUCAACAAGACUAAAGUUGUGUUCUCUGGAGAUAUUGUUCCUUCAAGAGAACGGAUUGUACUGAUCGCAAAUCACCGAACUGAAGUCGACUGGAUGUACUUAUGGGACAUUGCGUUGCGGAAGGGAUGCAUUGGAUACAUUAAAUAUGUACUUAAGAGCAGCUUGAUGAGACUUCCAAUUUUUGGUUGGGCAUUUCACAUACUAGAGUUCAUCCCAGUGGAAAGGAAGUGGGAAGCUGAUGAGUCAAAUAUGCGUCGAAUGCUUUCUACAUUAAAUGAUCCCCAAGAUCCUCUUUGGCUUGCUAUUUUCCCUGAAGGCACCGAUUUUACUGAGCAGAAGUGCCUUCGAAGUCAAAAAUAUGCGGCUGAACACGGGUUACCGAUUCUGAAAAAUGUUUUACUGCCGAAAACCAAGGGCUUUUGUACAUGUUUGCAAGAGUUGCGAGGCUCUCUAAAUGCAGUUUACGACGUUACCAUUGGCUACAAAUACCGCUGCCCGUCUUUCUUGGACAAUGUAUUUGGAGUGGAUCCUUCCGAAGUUCAUAUCCAUAUCUGCCGCUUUCCCAUCGACUGUAUCCCAACAUCCGAAGAUGAAAUUUCCACGUGGUUGAUGGAUAGAUUCCGAUUUAAGGACAAGUUGCUUUACAAUUUUCAAUUUGAAGGCCAGUUUCCUGAUCAAGCAAAAGAGAGGGACCUCCCUGCUAUGAAGGGAAUUUUAAAUUGUGUGACAGUGAUUAUAUUGACCGGCUUAUGCAUGUACUUCACUUUUUCCUCUGUCUGGUUUAAACUUUAUGUGUCUGUAGUCAUCGCUUAUUUGGUUCCGGCUACAUAUUUCAACAUUCGGCCACAACCCAUUCUUCGAGUUUUUAAGAUGUGAUUAAAUUGCACAGCUCAAAUACUUGAAUAUAUGAUGAGUUUGAGAUUUAUGUCUGAUUUUAGUUGUAGUAUUAACAUUGUAAUAAUAUCUGUUCCGAAGAUUGUUUCCUUAGCCCUAAUGUUGGAGAAUGUUUUAUCAAAUGUUGUGAUUUUUGAAUCAUGCAAA
Molecule: messenger RNA, 1816 nt
Organism: Medicago truncatula (barrel medic)
Lineage: Eukaryota; Viridiplantae; Streptophyta; Magnoliopsida; Fabales; Fabaceae
Product: probable 1-acyl-sn-glycerol-3-phosphate acyltransferase 5
Exons: 4
Coding region: 533-1651 (372 amino acids)
Cellular component (GO): endomembrane system
Molecular function (GO): acyltransferase activity
Source: RefSeq, a predicted model, not a curated record